Molecule: messenger RNA, 1245 nt
Organism: Rhizoctonia solani
Lineage: Eukaryota; Fungi; Basidiomycota; Agaricomycetes; Cantharellales; Ceratobasidiaceae
Product: pantothenate synthetase
Exons: 3
Coding region: 1-1245 (414 amino acids)
Biological process (GO): pantothenate biosynthetic process
Molecular function (GO): pantoate-beta-alanine ligase activity
Source: RefSeq, a predicted model, not a curated record
AUGAACGUUCUCCGCACACAAUCUCAUACGCUUCGCCGUCUUGCCGUUCGUGGUUUGCCUUCCUCUUCUGUGAGGGGUCUAUCAUCUACCUCGCGUAGUUUGGCCUCUGCACUCCCCGGUUAUCCGACCCCAGGGACCGCAUUUUCCCCGCCUCCUGCUCCUAGCCCUACUCCGGAUGUAGCCCCUGCUGCUACCUCUUCCGUCACGUCGGCCGGAACUGCCACCACGACCGCUACCACCGCAGCCAAACCUAAUACCGUCCUCCCCAAAUCCGACAUUCCGAUCAUCACAACCAUAGCCGACCUGCGGGAAUGGCGAAACAAGGCAUUCAGGGAGGGCAAAUCCGUUGGAUUCGUUCCAACCAUGGGGGCUCUGCAUGAUGGCCAUAUUUCACUUGUCCGCGAAUCGCUUCGCGAGAAUGAUCUCACUGUCGUGUCUAUCUACGUGAACCCUGCCCAGUUUGCGCCACACGAGGAUCUCGCGACGUACCCGCGUACACUUGAUAAAGAUGCUCUACUGCUAUCCACAUGCUCUUAUCUCCCUUCGGUACCAAAUGCGACGGUCCGUAGUCCGUCUGCGAUAUUCCUCCCCUCGACCAAGGAAAUGUACCCCUCUGGGCUCUCGCAUUCGAGCCAGGUAUCGACGUACGUUGUGCCCCCUCCAUCGUUGACGAACCAAAUGGAGGGCCUGUCCCGACCCACGUUUUUCCGAGGCGUCGCGACCGUCGUCUCGAAGCUGUUGAACAUCACUCUCCCGACGCGCGUCUAUUUCGGACAAAAGGAUAUCCAGCAGGCGUUGUUGAUGAAGAGCAUGGUCAAGGAAUUGUGUUUCCCUACGCGGGUACGAGUUGUCGAGACCGUUCGAGGAACCCAGGAGCUCGCGUUGAGUUCCCGGAACGCGUAUCUGCAGGGUAAAGAAAAGGAAGUGGCCGGGACGUUGAGGGGUGCGUUGAAGGCUGUUGAAAAGGCGUGGUAUGCUGGGAUGUCCCGGUCCGAGGCGUUGGCGGCUGGGAGACAGUAUGUGGACGAAGUGGUGCAGGCUAAUGCCGGCCAGGUCGAAAUGAAGUUGGACUAUAUCGAGAUGAAUGAUCCGCACACGUUUGAGCCGCUUGGAGAGGACGUGAAUAGCGGGGCGGCGGCGAGCGGGAAGGGCCCUGGAGUUAUUUUGAGUGGAGCGUUGUGGGUAGGGAGGACGAGAUUGAUCGAUAACGUCUUGCUCGGAGAGGUUGGGUGGGUGUAUGAAUAG